Messenger RNA from Caenorhabditis sp. 36 PRJEB53466, 632 nucleotides. The record is from the annotation of a GenBank genome assembly. Lineage: Eukaryota; Metazoa; Nematoda; Chromadorea; Rhabditida; Rhabditidae.
AUGGGUCAAUUCGUUUCGAAAUUCGUCUCCUACAUGUUUCCGAACGUCGAAUGCCGCACUCUGAUGCUCGGAUUGGACGGUGCCGGCAAGACGACGAUUCUGUACAAACUGAAGCUCAACGAGACGGUCAACACGAUUCCGACGAUCGGUGAGGCUCAGACAGAAUGACGUGGAAUGCAUUCGGUCCGUUUUCAGGCUUUAACGUCGAGACGGUCACUUUCCAGAAGAUCACCCUUACCGUCUGGGACGUCGGCGGUCAGCAGAAGAUCCGUCCGCUCUGGAAGUACUACUUCCCGAAUACCACGGUGAGUGCCACGUGGCCAUUGACUAUUGACUAUUUUGCAAUUCAGACCCUCGUGUUCGUGGUGGAUAGCUCGGAUGUGGAGCGAAUCCAAGAUGCGAAAAAGGAGCUGUUCGGAUUGCUCGACGAGCCGGAACUCGCCAAAACCCAUCUGCUCGUCUUCGCCAACAAACAAGACAUGCCGAAUGCAAAGACGCCCGCCGAACUGACGGAAUUGCUCGACCUGGCGUCCAUCAAGAACCGCGAAUGGUUCAUCUGCGGAACGAACGCACACACCGGACAGGGACUCUUCGACGGAUUGUUGUGGGUGAAGAAGCAAAUGAAGGCGUGA